UUGAUUUGUCGAAUAUUGAUCUGUGACAUAUCGCAUUAUAAUAUUUACCUCAUAUUUCAACUCUGAAAUAGUGAUAUUGUUAAAUGUGAAAAUGAUUAAAUUAACGCAGGAUAUUGAUUUGGAGAAUUAUACGCUCAUCUUACCAUCGGUAGCGGUUGGAAACGUCGGACAACUGUCUGUUGACUUACUCAUUUCGAAUCUUAACCUUCCAAAAAUCGGUCAAAUUUUUAGCGCGUCAUUCAUACCUGUCGUUGGCGCAAACGCCUAUCAUGAGCAUUCGAAUGAACUUAUCACGGCGAUUGAUAUUUACGCGGGGAUCAAGGAACGUAUUGUCGUUAUACAGAUCCGAUCGCCGUAUGUUGGCGAGCUUUUAGAAUUUUUCAACGAAAUAACACAAUUUGUCACCGAGAGAAAAAUAGUUAAAGUAAUAAUUCUUGCAAGCAGUCAUGAUUAUGCAAAAAGGAAAGUCCAACCGCAGCAUCUUAAGUUGAGAUAUGUUGCCUCUCCUAGUAUACAGUCUCAGACUAGUAAACUCUUUGAUGACCUCAACUGGAUUCCGCAUAAACCGAAAGACGUGACUGGAGAGGAAAGAUUGCAGAUACCAGGGGGUGGAUUUGCUAAAAGCAUCUUUAACUUUCUGUCCAAUGCUGAUAUUCCUUGCGCUAUCUUGUUCAAAUUCUGUUCCGAAGGGGAUAAUAUAGAAGAUGCAAUAGCUUUGGUGUGCUAUUUAAAUCAAUGGAUAUGUGUAUUAGGAACAAGCAGUAGUAAUUUGAAGUAUCCACCGUCUUGGAAACACUUAUUUGGAAAGCCACCAUCACAGGAUAUGUAUUGAUUGUAUCUGGAUAUAUUUUGUACUAUUCUGUUAAUCUUAAAAUAAUAAUAUUUUUGCUAUGCAAUAUACAAGUGUAUAUUUGAAUGUAAUAUACAAUUUAGAACAUUUUUCAUAUAAUUUCUAUGAAAAGGACUAUGGUAUUUAUAUAAAAAAGCUAACGCGGUAUAUGUUAAAAAAAUUUAAUUCCUUAUGGUUUAGAUGUGAAUGUAGUAAAUUGUAGUAGAAGCUUAUGGCUUUGUUUCAAAUAUCAAACUUAGCGCUCGCAACACUUUUGGAAUCAUUUCAUCUUUGUUUAUCAAAUAUUAAACAAGGAAUUGAUAUGAGUCUUGUGAGCACCUAGU
Molecule: messenger RNA, 1173 nt
Organism: Trachymyrmex cornetzi
Lineage: Eukaryota; Metazoa; Arthropoda; Insecta; Hymenoptera; Formicidae
Product: proteasome assembly chaperone 2
Exons: 2
Coding region: 92-832 (246 amino acids)
Biological process (GO): proteasome assembly
Cellular component (GO): cytosol; nucleus
Source: RefSeq, a predicted model, not a curated record